ACAAGUGGGCGUGCAAGCAUUAUAUUUACUGUCUUCCGCUGUAAAAACUUGUGCCAGGACUCGGGUUUCGUUGUGCUCUCUUCGUCCACGACUUUGCGUGGCACCUAGGGCAUUCCAGACACGUUUGUGCAUAGCCAUCAGGAUACUGGCUUGCUGACUUUAUUGUAUAGCCCACAAAAAUGUUGCUCGCCAAAACCAUGCAUCCUUGCGCGAGCCCCGCCAGCGCUCGCCCGGCCAGCGCACGCUACCCAGUAGGCCUUGCAUCUCGCCAUCAUCAUUCGCACUCUGUCGCCUGCCGGGCCACACCCGAGGGCCCGGUCGGCACCUCGGAGCCACCCGCCUCGUCUGAGGCGCCUGGUGCUCCCCCGCCAGCUGGCACCCCCGCCCAGCCCGCCCAGCCCAAGGAGGCCCCGCGCGGCGGCGAUGGCGUGCAGCGCUGGCUGAGCGGGCGUGUGGACCUGCCCGCCGGCUACCGCACCAGUCGCCGCGACCUGCUCAAGCUGGUGUCGCUGGCGGGCGGCGCCGGCUGCCUGUGGGUGGCGGGCACCCGGCUGGAGGCCAUGAAGUACGCCUCCCCCGCCGCCCUGAUGAACGCACUGGCGCCGCCGCCGGACCCCUCCGCGGCGGUGGCGGGCGGGGGUGACAGGGUGGCCGCCUUCAAGCGCUAUAUCGCCGACCUGGAGCGCAGGGGCGGAGGCAAGGAGGUUCCUGACUUCCCCCGCGGCGCCGACUGGCUCAACUCGGCGCCGCUCACCCUGACCGGCGCGCCCGCCUCCGCGCGCGGCAGCCUGACGGGCCGCGUGACGGUGCUGGACUUCUGGACCUACUGCUGCAUCAACUGCAUCCAUGUGCUGCCGGACCUGGCCCAGCUGGAGGCGCAGUUCGCGGGCGCACCGGUGUGUGUGGUGGGCGUGCACAGCGCCAAGUUCGACAACGAGAAGGACAGCCCUCUGCGCUACCCGGGCAAGCUGGCGACCGACCUGUCGGGCGGGCGGCUGUUCGUGUCCGACUCCAACAACCACCGGGUGGUCAUCACAGACCUGGCAGGCAACUUCAUCGAGGCAGUGGGAGGCAACGGCCCUGCGUUGCGCGACGGCUCGUUCGAGAUGGCGGCGCUGAACCGGCCGCAGGGCCUGGCCUACAGCCCGCGCCGCAACACGCUGUAUGUGGCGGACACGGAGAAUCACGCGGUCCGCGCUAUCGACCUCACCACGAAGACGGUGGUGACGCUGGCGGGCAACGGCACCAAGGGCCGGGACUAUCGCGGCGGCAAGGGCGGCAGCGCACAGCCGCUCAACUCGCCCUGGGAUGUGGCUCUGGAUGCCAAGGAGGAGUACCUGUACAUCGCGCUGGCGGGCCAGCACCAGAUCUGGGACCUGGAGCUGUCGUCUGGCCUGGCGGGUCUGUGCAGCGGGUCUGGUGCUGAGCGCAACCAGAACGGACCCACGCCCUUCACCACCAGCUGGGCCCAGCCCAGCGGCCUGUCACUGGCGGGAGACGGGAGCAACCUCAUGUACGUGGCUGACAGCGAGUCCUCCACGGUGCGGGUGCUGGACCUGUCCAGUGGCGGCAGCGGCCUCAAGGUGGGCGGAGACCCGCUCUUCAGCGACAACCUGUUCAGGUUCGGCGACAAGGACGGGUUCGGUCCCGAGGCGCUGCUGCAGCACCCGCUGGCGGUGCUCAGCUCGGAGGACGGCAGCGUGGUGUACGUGGCGGACUCGUACAACCACCGCAUCAAGGCGCUCAACCCCAACACCAACGAGAUCACCACACUGGCGGGCGGCGGCGCGGCGGGCUUCAGGGACGGCGUGGGGCGCGAGGCGGCCUUCAGCGAGCCCGCGGGGCUGGCGCGCGGCCCCGGCGGCACCGUGCUGGUGGCGGACACCAACAACGCGGCCAUUCGAGUUCUGGACCCAGCCACCAAAAAGGUGACGACGCUGGCCCUGACGGGUGUGCCGCCGCCGCGAGUGGACCCGCUCGCCGCCAUCUCCUCCGGGGCCGCCGCGCCCGCCGCCGUGCCCGCCGGCUUCCAACUGAUCCGCUCCAACACGCCGCUGGCGGUGCCGCUGGAGGGCGGCUCGGGGGGAGCGCCCGUGAGUGUGACAGUGGCGCUGCCGCCUGGAUACCACCUGACGGCGGGGGCGGGCAGCAACUACUACACGCAGGUGCUGCCGGGCGCACCGGGUGCGGACGUGACGGCGGUGACCGUGCGCCCCGCCUCCGGCUCCCUACCCGACACCGCCGCCCCCUCCGUCACACUCACCGUGUCGCCCAGCGCCGCCGCUGCUACAGCCGCCACCGGUGCCGCCGGCCAGGCGCAGCAGCUACUGCUGCGGGUGCUGGCCAAGGUGUACUACUGCCAGCAAAACGACGUGUGCCUGUUCGAGCAGAUCUGUUUCGAGGUGCCGCUGGUGCUGGGGGGAGCAGCCGGCGGGGCUGCUUCUGGUGCGGGCGGCGCUGGGGCGACCUCGGGCGCCUCGCUGCGCUUUGAGGUGGUGCCGGCGGCGCAGACGUCCUUCGUGCUACAGUAGACACAGGGCGCGGGGCACGUGGCAGGGGUUUGCACUUUGCAGAAGUUGUCUGGUUGUGCAGGGGGUGGCAGGAUUCUGCCUCGAGGCGUCAAGCUUGCGCGUGUGCGUCCUCAUGUGUGUGUGACGAGGCAGGGCAAGGGGCGUGGCAGUCCUGUGAAACGUUUGAGAGUUCUGAAUUGUUUGUAGAUUCUAUGUCCGGCUGGCAGUGCGUGCUGGAGUUCUGACCUGUGCUGCUUGUGAGCGAAGUUUUGAGAAAGCUGCAAAUGUGCUGCUGAACUGCAUCGCGCUGCGUAACUGGGAGCCUGCUGGGCUGGGAAAUGCCACGCCCGGAGGCCCGGACGGCAGGCGCCAAAACGCAGCCCGUACCAUCCCCGAUAUGGACUAGACGGGGGGGAUGCCGGGUCAGCAUCCUUGGCGGCGGUGGUACAGGAGGGGAGAGGCCAAAACAAAUUAGACUCCCGGGUUCCAGCGUUGAGAGAUGAUGGCGGGCACAUUUCAGACUUGAAUCAGUGUCCUUCACGCACCCCGAC
This is a messenger RNA of Chlamydomonas reinhardtii, 3061 nucleotides long. RefSeq lists its product as uncharacterized. Gene Ontology annotation, molecular function: protein binding. The coding region runs from base 180 to 2531 and encodes 783 amino acids. Lineage: Eukaryota; Viridiplantae; Chlorophyta; Chlorophyceae; Chlamydomonadales; Chlamydomonadaceae. The transcript has 16 exons. The record is from RefSeq and is a predicted model, not a curated record.